Messenger RNA from Dermacentor albipictus, 1465 nucleotides. It is a transcript of the gene Nthl1, whose product is annotated as Nth-like DNA glycosylase 1. NCBI's taxonomy places the organism in Eukaryota, Metazoa, Arthropoda, Arachnida, Ixodida, Ixodidae. Gene Ontology annotation, cellular component: nucleus. Gene Ontology annotation, biological process: base-excision repair, AP site formation; nucleotide-excision repair; base-excision repair. The record is from RefSeq and is a predicted model, not a curated record. Gene Ontology annotation, molecular function: DNA binding; oxidized pyrimidine nucleobase lesion DNA N-glycosylase activity; DNA-(apurinic or apyrimidinic site) endonuclease activity.
AUGAUGAAGGCACGGUUGCGCUCAGCACGGUGUUUGAAGGAAGACGUCGUGGACGCAAAGAACUCCCCAGACUCGAGCAGUAGAUGCGCUACUCGUGCCAAGCCCAAAUCUGCCAAUGCGAGGCCGACUGAACCUCGAGUCGCGGCCAAGAGAAAACCCGAGCUGAAGCGAACGGAAGCUGAGAAUCCCGCUGAAAGACAGUUGCCUGUUACGAAUGUGACACCAGCAGCUGCCGCCUUUGACGCGCAGCAGGAACCCACAUCUUCAAAAACGUAUAAAAGAGCUGGUUCAGCGCCGUUUAAAAUUGAAUAUUCGCAUGGUCCACGUCAUGAAACGGACAAAACAUCCCCUUACUUUCCUUGGGUGCCUAAAAAUUGGGAGGAGGUCUUGGCAAAUGUGCGCAAAAUGCGCCAGGCAAUCGAAGCCCCUGUCGACACCAUGGGCUGCGAUAAGUGUGCCGACCAGUCAGUUCCACAAAAGCUUGUUCGUUACCAGCUUUUGGUUUCACUGAUGUUGUCGAGCCAGACAAAAGAUGAAGUGACACAUGCAGCAGUGGGACGCCUCCGUGAGUUUUCCCUGACUCCGGAAAGUAUGGCAGCAGCCAACGAAAAGCAUAUUGAACAACUCAUCUACCCUGUUAGCUUCUACAAGAAUAAAGCCAAGCAUCUGAAGCAGACAGCUAAGGUACUACUGGAGAAGUAUGAUGGAGACAUUCCGGACAGUGUGGAAAGCCUGUGCAGUCUGCCAGGAGUUGGGCCCAAGAUGGCCUACCUGGCCAUGAGCUGUGGCUGGGGCCACACUGUGGGCAUUGGUGUUGAUACGCAUGUGCACCGCAUUUCCAAUAGACUUGGCUGGCUGCCUGCACCUACCAAGACACCAGAACAGACACGCAAAGCACUGGAGGCGUGGCUGCCCAGAGAGCUGUGGGAUGAAGUAAACCACCUGCUGGUUGGGUUUGGCCAGACGGUGUGCAAGCCGGUGGGUCCCAAGUGUUCCACCUGUCUCAACAUGGAGCUGUGCCCUUUCGGCAGGAAGCAAGGCAAGAGCUCCAGAAAGAAGGCACUGCUGUGCCACAGAUGCUGUACACACUAUUUGCAUCCGUUGUCCUGUUUGGCCCAAGGAAAGCCUGAACCUACACAUUGUGCAUGCUUUGUGGCAUCGCCAGCCGAUGUAUCUUCUUGCAAGGAAGGUGGACAAACGACCUCACAGGAAUCAACCUUGGGGCUAGUUGUCAAGACAUACUUUGGCGUGAACUUUGAUCGCCGCCAACCUCACCUGGAAGUUGGUUCCUCAACUCUCACUAUCGCUGCGGAUGCGCAGAGACCACAGCCAUCUGGUGGUGAUGCAAGGAACCCAGCAGAGGUGUCACGUGCCUCCUCCACUGUGAUUGGUUUGCCUAUUCGGUGACAAAACAGCCACGCAGCCCCUACAGUCACCAAAACCCGGUGAUGUUCCCAAAGACAAG